AUGAAACUCGCCACGCUUUUCGUCUAUGCAGCACCUCUCGUGCUGGCUGUAACCCCGCAACGAAGUCUAUCCAACAUCGUCCCAAUCCCGUCUUUGUCGUUUUCGUCGCUCCCCACGUUCUCCCUGCCCACGCUGUCGUUGCCCACGCUGUCUGUCCCGUCGCUCUCCUUCCCGUCGCCGUCGAUUCCUACCAGCUUGCCCGUUAGCGGCAGCGCCAACCCACCUCCAUCGCAAUCGACUUCGGCCCCGGUUUCUGGCAGUGGCUCCAGCUCUGGCUCGGCCACCUCUUCAGCGCCGCCCUCCCAGUCAUCCACGCCAAAUGCCGCGGCCCGCCAAAUCACGGCGGCAAACGGGGCCGCUGUCGCACUUGGCGCAGGGCUUGUCGGCGCCCUGCUUGUUUAG
Molecule: messenger RNA, 402 nt
Organism: Mycena indigotica
Lineage: Eukaryota; Fungi; Basidiomycota; Agaricomycetes; Agaricales; Mycenaceae
Exons: 2
Coding region: 1-402 (133 amino acids)
Source: RefSeq, a predicted model, not a curated record